Molecule: messenger RNA, 834 nt
Organism: Neohortaea acidophila
Lineage: Eukaryota; Fungi; Ascomycota; Dothideomycetes; Mycosphaerellales; Teratosphaeriaceae
Product: 60S ribosomal protein L11
Exons: 4
Coding region: 39-578 (179 amino acids)
Biological process (GO): translation
Cellular component (GO): cytosolic large ribosomal subunit; ribosome
Molecular function (GO): structural constituent of ribosome; RNA binding
Source: RefSeq, a predicted model, not a curated record
AGCGCGCAUCGCAAGACCACGACAACAACACCGUCACAAUGAAUGGCAAGGACACGGGCGAGAAGGACAAGUCCGCCAACCCGAUGAAAGAACUCCGCAUCCAAAAGCUCGUCCUCAACAUCUCCGUCGGCGAAUCUGGUGACAGACUCACCCGUGCCGCCAAAGUGCUGGAACAGCUGAGCGGUCAAACCCCCGUCUACAGCAAAGCGCGUUACACAGUCCGUACCUUCGGCAUCCGACGUAACGAGAAGAUCGCCGUCCACGUUACCGUGCGCGGACCCAAGGCGGAGGAGAUUCUCGAGCGUGGCCUCAAGGUCAAGGAGUACGAGUUGAGGAAGAGGAACUUCAGCGAGACGGGCAACUUCGGCUUCGGUAUCAGCGAACACAUCGAUUUGGGCAUCAAAUACGACCCGGGUAUUGGCAUCUACGGCAUGGACUUCUACUGCUGCAUGACCCGACCUGGCGAGCGUGUGGCCAAGCGCCGCCGCGCGAAGUCCCGCAUUGGUGCCGGCCACCGCAUCAACCAGAACGAGACCAUCAAGUGGUACAAGAACCGAUUCGAGGGCAUCGUGAGGUAAACGGUCUUCGGUCGAGCGACGUGGGAGUAUUCGAACGGUCUGCAUUUGCCACGUGAGUGCAGGCAUGCUUUAGCGUAGAUAGGACUGAUCCAUCAAACCCCGGCCUAUCGCAGCAUACUGCUUCUCGCUUGAGCAAGAUCAUUCACAAUGGAGGCUUCACCUUUGAUGUGAAUUGCCGCAUAACCAUUCGAUCGCUGUCUCAAUGCACCCUGCCUGCAGGACCCUUUUCUUUGCGGUCGUGAAGUUGAUGUUCCAU